Molecule: messenger RNA, 3367 nt
Organism: Neolamprologus brichardi
Lineage: Eukaryota; Metazoa; Chordata; Actinopteri; Cichliformes; Cichlidae
Source: RefSeq, a predicted model, not a curated record
UUAGGAAGUGCAGCCCUGUCACAGCGAGGACAGCGUGCACAUGGGCAGAGGGCACUAUUUUUGUCUGCGAGGCUGUAACCUGAAGCGCUGACCCCACAUCAGGAUGUAUAAAUAACAAGGUUUUCACAGGCGCAGUGUCUGUUUACAUUCUGUGGUGACGGGCUUGUUCUGCAGGCCGGAAGACAAAGUGUCUGUUAACCCGACCCGCGACUGGCAAUGGAGUACGUGAACAACGCGAACAGCUACAGUUCUGGAGACACCAUGAGCAGCUCCUUAGCCAACAUGACCAUCAAGGAUCAGCACCACCAGGAGAACGGCGUCAAAAUGAAAGAGGAUGAAGCAGCACUCAGUGAAAAUGGGGUGAACUCUGUGUCUGAGCUCUCUCAGCCAGACAGCAGCCACUGUGAUGACGAGGCACAGCCCGCAGCAGGAGCGUCUUCAACAGCUCAAGGAGUGAUGGAUAACGGAGAUAAGACUCAAACUGCCACCACACCGACCUCUUCCCCGUCCAUAACCGCCAAGGGCGCCAAAUCACCCGCAUCCUCCCGAAACGGCCACAGCUCGAUCCCCGUUAAAGUCAGCAGCACAGGGCCCAGGCAGCCUGGAAGCGGUGCAAAGUCUCAGACUCCAGGGGCCAAAACUUCUGCCAGAACUGCAGCUCAACCAGAUGCCAAGAGUGGACAGAGCAGCCCCGGCACUCCCAAAUCCCCCGGUAGCCAAUCAAAUUCUGCAAAGUCAGGGGCCGAUGCCAACAAAGUGAAGAAGGUGGCUGUGGUUCGCUCCACCCCCAAAUCCCCGGGCUCGCUGAAGACCCGUCCACCGGCUCCUCUGGCCGCCGCGGCGCCGCUGCCAGACCUGAAGAACGUCAGGUCCAAGAUCGGCUCCACAGAAAACAUGAAGCAUCAGCCCGGAGGGGGAAAGGUACAAAUCCUUGAUCAGAAGUUGGACUUUAGUAAUGUGCUGUCUAAGUGUGGCUCCAAAGACAAUAUCAAACAUGUACCCGGUGGCGGCAAUGUCAAAAUCCUCGAGAAGAAGAUGGACUUAAGUAACGUCCAAUCUCGCUGCGGUUCUAAAGACAACCUAAAGCACACGCCUGGUGGAGGCAAGGUGCAAAUUCUCGAUAAGAAGUUGGACUUGAGCAGUGUGCAGUCCCGGUGUGGCUCCAAAGAUAAUAUAAAACAUGUACCCGGUGGUGGCAAUAUUCAAAUCGUGCACAAAAAGAUCGAUCUGAGCAACGUUACAUCUAAGUGUGGCUCGAAGGACAACAUUCGUCACAAGCCGGGUGGAGGAAACAUUGAGAUCAAAAACGAGAAGCUGGAGUUUAAAGUUCAGUCCAAAGUGGGCUCUCUGGGCAACAUCAGCCACGUUCCUGGAGGCGGGCUGAAGAAGAUUGAGAGCCACAAACUGAACUUCCGCGAGACAGCCAAGGCCCGCACUGACCACGGCGCCGAGAUCGUCUCCUUGGAAGACUCCCCUCACCAGCUCAGCACCGUGUCCUCCUCUGGCAGCAUCAACAUGACCGACUCUCCACAGCUCUCCACGCUGGCCGACGAGGUGUCCGCCUCCCUGGCCAAACAAGGCUUGUGAACGCGCCCGCCGCACUCCCCGCCUCGACCGCACGACCACGUAGAGGAGUUGUGAUGCCUUCCUCGUUACUUUCACAGGACUUUUAUUUGAUUUUUUUUUAGCUGCCCGUCACCGUUUAUCCUCCACUAACCUUUGAAUCUCGUCGAGGCGUUGCUAUUAGAGGUCUUAAAAAAGAAAACAGAUUAACCAGUAGGCCAACAUGUAUUGAAUAUCUCUCUGUGGUCUUUGAUCUCUGCACUUAAUUUGAACCUUUUGUAAGUGUCCCUUUAAGAGUUAAAGCACCCCAGCAGAGCGAAAUCCUCCCUCUGAGGAUCUCCAUGCAUAUCCCGUUAAAUCGUCUCGACUCGGUUUCCCGUCACAUUGACUGUGAACCCUUUUAGAAGUGUAUCUUAUCAGCGUCACCUUCGACGGGUGUCCCCUGAUUCUUUUUUUAUUUAUUUAUUUUUUGAUAAAAAACAGAUGAAGAUGGAGGUUAAUGCAGACUGUUUGUGGGACGGGGGUGGGGGUCCGUUUGUGCUAAAGCAGAGGGUCCGGUGAAGUGGGCGGAGGAACAGUUAGAAGAAAAAGUAGCAAAUAUUUCUCGUCGAGGCAGAAAAGAAAAAGCUUUCAGACCUCACUGCUGUCUUUGCUUUGUGUAGUCCUGACAUGUGCUGCACCUCGAGCUACUGCAGGAGACUGCGGGGUGGGAGGGGCCAGAAGUGAGACCGCGGAGACGACGGCGACUGAUUACGGGACGCGCCGAGCUCAGAUGUUCGUUCAGAAGAAAGAGAGAAAUUACACUUAACGGAGGGCUGAGAGAGGCCUUGACCAACGGCAGCUGUGCUGUUUAACUCCUCCCUGCUUAAUCGGAGAAACAUGGCCGAGUGUGCAUCAGACGGGAGUGAGGGGGAUCUUCUAACGGCCAUUGAAACAUUUGUUAACCGAUAAAUACACCGAAGCAUCAGGUUUUUGUAGUUUUUAGUAGCUGGCUCGUUGUUGCGGCGACGAUACGGUAAAGCUGUGCUGUCUGCUGCGACCUCGAGGGUCGUCCUGGUUUUACUACAGUGGAUGUCAGCAGAGUCUAAACUAAACCCGCCACAGGUUUGACAUUUAAACCAUUGGAAUCGCAGCGGAGAGCACGAGCACGUCACCACCAGCUCCCUCUGCCAUUCGCAGGGUUACAGCGUGGUGGCACUGUCACAGGUUCAAACUUCCACUGCAGACGUGUGCUGCAGCACGCUGGGAAUAUUUCACCUUAAAUAUGGAAGUUAAAGGGCCGGUCAAGUGUUGUAAGAACACUAAAGCGAAAUAUUGAAAAUUUCAAAAAACAAAAUGUCCAAAAGUGUGAAAACCCAACAUUUGUUCUUCGGUUUUAUUUGACUUGUUUAAGCUGUUUUUUGUUCCCCGCUGUUUCCUGUUCUCUGCUGACCGUGUGAGUCGUUCGGCUCAGAAUGAUCCAUUAUCUGAGCUCGGUGACGAAGCGACGGGCCGCUGCCUCUCCGCGGUCUCAUUUCUGACCCCGCGUCGUAGGUGAGGGAGGGGGAGGGGAGCGUUACCUGGAUUUAAAAAAAAUACAGAAAAAAGACGAAGUGAAGAGCUAGAGUAGAGUUUGUGUUGGGCACAGUUUUAUAAUCGUACUCUGUGGAUAUAUGACAUGUAUUUGAUAUGAAGAAACAUUUGUAUCGUGCCUGCUACUGUCAGUGUUCUUUUUUUUUACUGCUCUGUGUAAAUGCGCUACAGCUCGAGGAGGGAAAAUUAACCUUAAAGUGACAUUUUCAUAGCUAAACUGCGAGGAGGAGGC